Molecule: messenger RNA, 587 nt
Organism: Populus nigra (black poplar)
Lineage: Eukaryota; Viridiplantae; Streptophyta; Magnoliopsida; Malpighiales; Salicaceae
Exons: 3
Coding region: 92-316 (74 amino acids)
Biological process (GO): protein import into mitochondrial matrix; protein insertion into mitochondrial inner membrane
Cellular component (GO): TIM23 mitochondrial import inner membrane translocase complex
Source: RefSeq, a predicted model, not a curated record
AGUCACCACUGAAUACAGUCAUUUACAGACCUCAAGAAGGUUUCACUAUCAGUCAAAUACUUGCAUAAACAAGAACUCUCGCAAUCCUGAAAUGGGGAGGGAUAGUUGUCUGGCUCGUGUAACAGCUGGCGUUGCGGUUGGAGGUGCUAUUGGUGGCGCCGUAGGUGCUGUUUAUGGAACAUAUGAGGCAGUCAGGUAUAAGGUGCCAGGACUUUUGAAGAUCAGAUACAUUGGACAAACCACACUUGGCAGUGCAGCCAUUUUCGGUCUCUUCCUGGGUGCCGGGAGCUUGAUACAUUGUGGGAAGUCAUAUUGAUUUGUUGAACUAAGAGCAUGAAGAAAUUCACUUCGUUCUUGUCACAAGGAUAUGUGGUUCAACUUCGUUUACCUUUGAGCUGAAGGAUACAACUUGUGGUGGCGAGUAGUUCUCUCUUUCAACAUAAAAUUUCCCAUAUGAUGUUUGGGGUUUCAGAAGCAGCUUAACAAGUAGUCUUGUGAAAUUUCUUGGACUUUCAUAGGUUUCUGACACCUUGAUGGUUGCUUCGUUUAUUUAUUUUUUAUGGAAACUGUUGAGCUACGAUUACGAA